UGACAAACUUCAAUCCCACGUCACCAGCUGCUGUUUUACAGGAAUUGUGAUGAGAAAAACGAAUUUGUGUGUAGUAUAAUCCUCUUGUAAAAUUACGACAAUAAGCUACCAACUAUGGUUCUUAUAGCAGCUGCUGUUUGUACAAAAGCUGGGAAAACCAUUGUUUCCCGCCAGUUUGUGGAGAUGACAAAGGCUCGUAUAGAGGGCCUGCUUUCUGCAUUCCCUAAAUUGAUGUCAACGGGAAAGCAACAUACAUUUGUGGAAACUGAGUCAGUGCGGUAUGUGUAUCAGCCCCUCGAGAAACUUUAUAUGUUGCUCAUAACAACAAAGGCCAGCAACAUUCUAGAAGAUUUGGAGACACUAAGACUCUUCUCCCGAGUGAUUCCAGAAUAUUGUCGAAGCAUGGAAGAGUCUGAAAUAGCCGAUAAUGCUUUCAACUUGAUAUUCGCAUUUGAUGAAAUUGUGGCUUUAGGAUACCGAGAAAGUGUAAAUCUGGCACAGAUCAGGACAUUUGUUGAAAUGGAUUCACAUGAAGAGAAAGUUUAUCAGGCAGUUAGACAGACUCAAGAGAGGGAAGCUAAAAACAAGAUGCGAGAAAAGGCAAAGGAGUUACAACGACAAAGGAUGGAAGCAAACAAGAAAGGUGUUAAAAGUCCUGGAUUUGGUGGUGGUGGCUUUGGUAGUAAUACUGGCUAUUCCCCAGCACCAGUUGUGGGAGACUCAGCUUCUCUUCAAGCUGAUAUUACCAAACCAAGCUUCACAGCCAUACAGAAGCCUGCUGGUACGACAAAAGCCAUGAAGCUGGGAAGUAAAUCCCGUGAUGUAGAAUCAUUUGUGGAUCAGUUGAAGUCAGAGGGUGAGAAUGUUGUAGCACCAGCUGUGACUCGUGCAGUCCCAACACCCAGAAUUCCUUUGAUCUUGAGCUUGGUGCUUGCAUUAAGAGUGGGGCGUGAUGGAGGCCUUCAAAACUUUGAACUUCAUGGAAUAGUAACUCUGCACAUUUCUGAUGAUAAGUUGGGUCGCAUCCGAGUACAGCUUGAAAAUAAAGAUACACGAGGCAUUCAGUUACAGACACAUCCAAAUGUGGACAAGGAAUUAUUUAAGUCCAAGUCACAAGUUGGGUUGAAGAAUCCUGCAAAACCAUUUCCCCUUCAUACUGAUGUUGGUGUUCUUAAGUGGAGAUUUCAAAGCCAGGAUGAGAGUUGUAUUCCUCUGUCAAUAAAUUGCUGGCCCUCGGAGAAUGGUCAAGGUGGCUGUGAUGUCAACAUAGAGUAUGAACUCGAACAUGACCAGAUGGAACUCAAUGAUGUGUGCAUCACCAUCCCCCUCCCCAUUGGUAGCUCUCCAAUUGUGAAUGAAUGUGAUGGUGACUAUACACAUGACCCUCGAAAGAACGUUCUCCUUUGGACGCUUCCAAUUAUUGAUGCCAGCAAUAAGUCUGGCUCCUUGGGGUUCAGUGCCACAGCACUGCCUGGUGACUUCUUCCCUCUUCAAAUCAACUUUGUGUCAAACAAAUCAUAUGCUGAUUUGAUGGUGACUGAGGUGCUGCAGGUGGAUGAUGAUUCACCAGUGAAAUUCUCCAUGGACACUGUCUUCUUCACUGAAAAAUAUGAAAUUGUUUAACUAAGCACAUAGCAAAGAAAUCAGCUUUAUGCAGUGUGUCCGUAAAAUAAUGGUGGGGUAACAGACAGUCAUAGUUUUGGAACAAAGCAUGAUAGAGAUAUGAAAUAAAUGUCAAAAUAAAGGGAAACUCUCCAAGAAUCUUAUC
Zootermopsis nevadensis is the source of this 1768-nucleotide messenger RNA. The record is from RefSeq and is a predicted model, not a curated record. Lineage: Eukaryota; Metazoa; Arthropoda; Insecta; Blattodea; Termopsidae.